UAAUGAGAGUAGAAAUAAAAACAAAAGGUGGUAGAUGCAUGAGUAACAACAACUACAAUUACAAUUACAAACACAAUCUCCAUCUCUUUCUCUCUCUUUUUCUACCACAUCCUCUUCUUCCCUUCACCACCUUCCCCUUUUUCAACCAAUCCUUCUUUUCACUCCAAAUUCUUGAUUUUUUAAGCAGAAUUUGACGAGCUAUGGUGAGCAUCCGAAGGCGCAAGCUGUUAGGACUUUGCUCUGGACGAAACGCCUUCUUGGUUCCACUGCCAAAGUUUUCUGACAAUGGACACUUUGCGGAUCGUUUCUUCAACAACAAACCCACUAGUGUCCAUCCAAUGCCGGCAACUGAUAUUGAUGAGUCAAAAGAGAAAAAUGCUAUAAAGGUUGCUCCUGGAUCAUCGAAUAGUCAUGCUUCUGGCUCCUUGAUGGAGCAGACCGCUCAACAAUUUCCAGAAGUUAAACGCAGAAAACGACACAGGAGAAAGCACUUUGAAAACCAAGAACCAUGCCUCAUGAGAGGUGUCUACUUUAAAAAUAUGAAAUGGCAAGCUGCAAUAAAAGUUGAUAAGAAACAAAUCCACUUGGGAACAGUUGGUACUCAAGAAGAAGCUGCUAGACUCUAUGACAGGGCUGCUUUUAUGUGUGGGAGGGAACCGAAUUUUGAACUGUCAGAGGAGGAGAAGCAGGAACUAAGACAAUUCAAAUGGGAUGAAUUUUUAGCAUUUACACGCUCAGCGAUUACUAAUAAGAAAACUCGAAGACGAAGUGGGGCCGGUGCACGGAGGAAAUCCGAGCCUUCAACUUCAGCGCUGAACAGUGAGGAGGAUGAGGAAGACGAGGAGGGAGGGGAACCAGAAAGCAACGGUUUUUCAGCCUCUGAAGAUAUAGAGCACAACAUUUUGUUCUCUUGAUCUCCUCCUCUUCCCUCCAUCUUGUGAAUGCUGGAAAAAAUAGUUCUAUUGAUUCUGUUAAAGCUAGUCAGUCACGUACUUAAAACUCGAUGAUUCUAUCAUUCGUAUAGAUUUACACAAAUAUAGGUGCCCCUAUUAGGGCGGAUGAUGAUAUAAUGUAUUUCUAUUGGCAAUGUAAUUGAGUUUGAUCUCAA
Molecule: messenger RNA, 1108 nt
Organism: Lycium ferocissimum
Lineage: Eukaryota; Viridiplantae; Streptophyta; Magnoliopsida; Solanales; Solanaceae
Product: ethylene-responsive transcription factor-like protein At4g13040
Exons: 7
Coding region: 201-914 (237 amino acids)
Biological process (GO): regulation of DNA-templated transcription
Molecular function (GO): DNA-binding transcription factor activity; DNA binding
Source: RefSeq, a predicted model, not a curated record